UCCUCGUCCAUCCAGUCGGCUCUUUCCCCUUCCUCAAGAAACGAAGCUUCGAGUUCAUCCUUUUAAGAUCCGAUUCUCAGGUCCUCUUCUCCUAUAGGGUUAAAACUUGAGAGAGAAAGAGGAGGAGAAGAGGAAGAAAGAAUAUGGAAGCGGAGAAGACGGCGAUGGAGGAGCUGCAGGCGUUGCAGAGGAAGCUCGGGAAGAAGCAGUCGUUCGAGGAGGCGGUUGCCUCCAUUGCAUCUCUCGUCCGCGGGCAAUAUCCCUCCGCGUCCCCGUCUCUACGCAAAUCGAUGUAUUCUACAGUUUCCCGUGUAGCUACUCUUCUUCAGAGUAGAUAUACCACACCUGCAUUCUGGCUCACUGGUUUAAGGCUCUUUGAAGAAGUUGAAAAACUGGCUACUGAUUCUAAGGAAAAGGAAAAUAUGAGAAAAUACAUUGCCAGAGCACAAGAGCAUUUGAAUGAGAUGGAUACUGAGGUUCCUUUGGCAGACACAAGACAACAUGAAUCUAGAUAUCUAUUUGAAGGUCACCUGACUGUGGAACCUGAACCAGCACCUCCUGCAUGGCUGGUAGCACAAAACUUACUUACCACUCUUGCCGUCGCACAAGAUUGGGCAUCUGUAUCUGAAUCUUCUUCCCAAGGUCAGGAAGAGAAUGCAAAUACAACAGAAAGCUCUAGGGCUAUCCAACUUCCUGACUCUGUCAGGGAGUUAAUAAACAAUAUGCAAGAAGUUGGUGGUUUUCUGGACCUCGAUAAUGCCAUUGAAGCUUCUUUACGGGAAAUCGGUGCUGGGCCACAAAGACCACCACCUGCUUCAAAAGAAGUCGUCGCGAAUCUUCCGGUUGUUACUGUGACCGAGGCAAUCAUGGCUAGGUUAGGCAGUGAAACACAGUGCGCUGUUUGCCGGGAGAACUUGGCAAUAGACGACAAAAUGCAGGAGUUACCCUGCAAGCAUCUGUUCCAUCCACCUUGCCUGAAACCAUGGCUGGACGAGCAUAACUCUUGCCCAAUAUGUCGACACGAGCUGCGCACAGAUGAUCAUGCAUACGAGAGCUGGAAAGAGAGAGAGAAGGAAGCUGAGGAAGAAAGAAAAGGAGCAGCCAAUGCUGUCCGAGGAGGUGAAUUCAUGUAUGUUUGAUUUUAUCUUCACUGGAAUAACAAUCAGAAACUUGUCUAAGUUGGUGUUCAUCUUGUUCUCGGAUCAUGACUAUAUCUAUAUUGAUGGUUGUAUAACAUGUUACGUGUCAUUAAUUCACCACUCUAUUUGAUGAAAUCAA
This is a messenger RNA of Zingiber officinale, 1278 nucleotides long. Its product is annotated as E3 ubiquitin-protein ligase AIP2-like. NCBI's taxonomy places the organism in Eukaryota, Viridiplantae, Streptophyta, Magnoliopsida, Zingiberales, Zingiberaceae. The transcript has 5 exons. The coding region runs from base 144 to 1139 and encodes 331 amino acids. The record is from RefSeq and is a predicted model, not a curated record.